UGGCCCGGACUUGCCACGGUCUCGCGAAACCACUGAAUCGCGACAUUGGGUACCGACAAAAAACGAAAAGAUGCCAUUUAAGGAUAUAUCUAACGUUUAGUUCAACACCUUUAACAUUCCUGUGAAUACCCAUCAAGUCCUCGGAGAGUUACCUGCGUAAAAACAGUGAUAGGAUUGAUUCCACGUUGUGUUUGGUUUCGUCUAUUGAAUAGUAUUUUGAUAAUACCGUGCAGUGUUGUUAUGUGGUGCGAAGAUUUAAGACAGCCUUCAGCGAGUUUCUUUUGAUUAAAGAACCAGUAAUGUCCUACGCCUAAAAAUACAACAGUAAAGAUGGCAAGCGCAGGCGCCGUUCUCCUGGAGGCCCGGCCCUUCCGGCCCUUCAAGUCCUCCGAGGAGUAUCUUUAUGCUAUGAAAGAGGACUUGGCUGAAUGGCUGACGGUCCUAUAUCCCGAACUGAGGAUCAACGCUGAUAACUUCCUGGACAGGCUGGAUACCGGAGUGGCUUUGUGCAGGCACGCUAAUGCCGUCCGGGAAUCAGCUCGACUCAUCCUCGAUAAACCAGCACCAGACUCCGACGACGCGAUGAUCCUCGCCAGAGCUCUACGCACCAGACCUGCAGUCAACAUGCUACCAGCCGCCAAAGCUGGCACAUUCUUCGCAAGAGACAAUCUAUCGAACUUUAUCGACUGGUGCAGAAAAGCUUUGGGCAUCCUUGAAUGUCUUUUGUUUGAAACUGACGAUUUAUGCCUGCGAAAGAAUGAAAAACACGUAGUUUUAUGCCUUUUAGAAGUUGCCAGAAAAGGAGCUGUUUUAGGCAUGCCUGCUCCGUUAUUAGUGCAAAUGGAAAAACAGAUUGAACGGGAGUUAGCUGGUGAAGAGCUGAGACCAGAUGAUUCCGCGUUAGGCCUGGUUCCGUCCGGACCUCAGCCACAAUUGGUAACCAAUGAUCUGAGAAGUUUGGAUGAGAGAGUCAGAGAUUUGGUGGCGAGAUGCUCCUGUCCAACCCAGUUCCCGAUGGUGAGGGUUUCCGAGGGCAAGUACAGGAUUGGUGACACCAGGAUGCUGAUAUUCGUCAGGAUUCUCCGCUCCCACGUCAUGGUACGCGUCGGAGGUGGAUGGGACACCUUGGCGCACUACUUGGACAAACACGACCCUUGCCGCUGCCGUGCCCAGCACCGAACCUCCCUCUCAGCGCGCUUAGCCCGCCCCAAGCACGACCUAGCCGGCGCCACCGUCACCUACGAACGACCGGACCCUGGCCCAGCUUCUCUCCCAUACAAGGACCCUGGCCCAGCCUCUCUCCAAUACAAAGAACCUAAAACAUACGAGCCGAUGUCGCUGCCAUACACUAAAGUUUACAAUGACGAACCAAGGUCAGGCCAAUAUUUGUCGAGCAACAAGUUAGACGCGCCAAGCAGUCUGCCUUACAUGGGAGAUUUAGACAGAGCUGCCUCUCCGAGCAGGAAACAUCUCGCCCCAAGGAAUCAUAGCCCAGCUAGAAGCACCAGGCAUUCUUCCUCACCGGAUAGAAGAACGAAAAUCGUGACUUCGAACCAUUUGGUCCCUUCCCCCCACGCGAUUAGAAAUAAGAGUCCAAGGCCAGUGUCUCCAGUCCCAGCUGUUGAAAGCGCGUCCGAUAACGGGUCUGAGGUGUCUGAUGAAGGGUACAGGAGUUUAGGCGUUGUGGCAGGGUCCACGCAAGGGUCUCCAUCUACGAAGACUACGAACAGAUAUUCGCUGCACAGUCAAAAUUCUAUGGACGACGCUGAUUUUAGUGAGCGUCUCGAUCAAGACGACGGCUGUCACAUAGAUAAAAGCGACCGCGUCGACGACUACGUCAGCCUCAACACUGGACUGCGCAAGACAGACUUCUCUGACACCUUCUACGGCAGCAGGAAGAAUAGCGCAGACGACAAAUCCAACCGCGCCAGUCCAGAGUGCAUCGUCAGCCACGAAAAUAACGAUUCGCCGAGCAAAAGCCUCCGACCGGCCAGAGACACCACCCAGUCACCGGUUAAAACGGUUAGGAGUAGGCAAGUUUCAAGAAUCCCACAUUCCCCCGUCAGGAACAGAACCCCCAGCCGAGCAAACACCCCUAGCCCUAAACACACAGCGAACCAAUCCUCGCCGAAACUAGCGCCUAAACUACCCCCAACUACUCGCAACACUUGGGGAGGCAGAACUGCACCAAAUCAAGCCAAAUCAAAAGCGAGACCAACGAUCGGAACAGAAACAUUUGAGAAUCCAAAUAAAUCGCCAAAAACGAAAGCAAAAACUGUACAAAAUGAUGCAUUCAAGAGGAAUUCUCCUCUCAGAGCCAGCAGUGCUACUUUACGGUCUCCGACGCAUCAAAAGCAACUAAGUCCGCUUCUAGAACAAAUUUUACGGUCCGCAGAAUCCGCGAAGGAUGACGCAUCAGUCUUAGAAAAGAUGAAGGAAAUUAUCAGAUCGUAUUCGAAAGGAGAGGAUUCUGUAUCCAGAACUAGCUCGAAAGACUCUGACUACGCCGACUUUACUUCCGCUUGGGUGAUGUCUGAUGGAAAAUUAGAGAGGUCGACAAGUACGAGGCAGUUGGCUGCACCCAGAAAGGACCCACGAAAUGGGGCCAGCAGGAUACCAGCUCCAGUUGCUAUAGGCUGCCGGAGGUCAACCUCCACCUCCCAAUUUCAAUGACCUGAUGAAGUUCCGAAGAAAAAGACUGGUACUAAUCCAAUUUUGGUUCGAAUCAAAAGUGACUCUUGAGUGAUAAGUGAAUACGGAUAAUUCUUAUAGCAAAGUGAGAUCAAAUGAGUUAUGACCUCUUAAGAUUAAAGGGCAAUCGUUUUACAAUAAAUGAUUAAAGUACCCUAAGGUGUAGAAUAUAUUUACAAAAGAAAAUAUCUCCGUGAUAUCUUUGCAAACAUAGUUUCGAUAAGUUCUACAAAACAAAGAUCAAAAACGUUCGAAUUUUGAUAGAAAUUAUGUAGAUUUCAAUAAUACUUGAUAUUCUAUUUAGAAUAGUUUUUCCACUAAUAUAGAAAUGACAAUUCGUAGGUUCUAAUCUAUACGACAUUUUAUAUGAGUAAAAUUAUAUAAAAGAUAAAAAAAAGGAAAAGAUAAGACAGAUAAGAUAAAAGCAAGAUGGUGCUAAUUAUUAGUUGGUUGUUUAGUUACAUUAUUAUUUUAUAAUUUGCUAAACAUAGAAAUU
This is a messenger RNA of Pararge aegeria (speckled wood butterfly), 3187 nucleotides long. It is a transcript of the gene pigs, whose product is annotated as GAS2-like protein pickled eggs. Gene Ontology annotation, biological process: regulation of microtubule polymerization or depolymerization; protein localization to microtubule plus-end; microtubule bundle formation. Gene Ontology annotation, cellular component: actin filament; stress fiber; cytoplasm. NCBI's taxonomy places the organism in Eukaryota, Metazoa, Arthropoda, Insecta, Lepidoptera, Nymphalidae. The coding region runs from base 331 to 2673 and encodes 780 amino acids. The transcript has 5 exons. Gene Ontology annotation, molecular function: microtubule binding; actin filament binding; cytoskeletal adaptor activity. The record is from RefSeq and is a predicted model, not a curated record.